UAAAACAGCCCCCACACAACUGAACAGAAAAGAAGUUACAAUUUGCCUUAUCAUGUCUUCCGCCACUCUAUCGCUGCCAUUUCCUCUGCCCACAGCGACUUCGCCGACCUGUCAUCGUUCGCGCCAGUUAUCCACCAUAACCUCCGCGGCGGCGCGUCGUCCGCGGCAGAAAGCUACGGUUAAGACUGACAGCGAGCAAAGGCAGAGCAGCAGCAGCAGCAGCUACAGCAACGCCGGUUUCGGGGCGAGCGAGAAGAAGGAAGCACGGUGGCGUUGCGUGGAGGGGUGUGGCGCUUGCUGUAAGCUUGAGAAGGGGCCUUCUUUCCCUUCCCCUGAAGAAAUUUUCACUGACCCUUCACAUGUUGAGGUUUCCUCUCCAUUUUGCUCUUUUGUUCUUUCUGAUUCAUUUAAAAGAAAAAAAAAAAAAGACUUCACUUUAAUUGCUAGGACCGAGUUCUACGCUGCCAUCCAAUGGGUUCAUCCCGCUCUUUACAAACACUACAAGAGCUUAAUAGGUCUAGAUGGAUGGUGCAUACACUAUGAGAAGAUUACUAGGAAAUGCUCUAUAUAUUCUGAGCGCCCAUAUUUUUGUCGUGUAGAGCCAGAGAUAUUUGAUUCUUUGUAUGGAAUUAGCAAGAAGAAAUUCAACAAGGAGGCCUGCAGUUGCUGCAGGGAUACAAUUAAGGCUAUUUAUGGUCCCAAUUCAAAGGAGCUUCACAAUUUCAACAACUCAAUUUGGAGCACUCCUAGUUAGAUCUUUUGGCCCCCUAAAACUCCAUUGCUAAAGCAUUUCCACCAUAUCUAUCUUGCCAAGGAUGAAUACUCCAUGCAAUGCUUUGUUUAGGCCUUUCAGGCAGUCACAACGGCUUCUCCCAUCUUUGAAGUUCGGUUCCCCUGUCGGUGUUAUACUAGCAAGCAGCAACAACCUUGUUUAAAAAUGGCGGGCGUAUUUGUUAGGGGUAAAAAUGGAGUGGAAAUUUUCCCGGAUGACCUCUGUAACUAUAUUCAUAGAGCUCAUCCACGAAGACUUCUACCUAUUCCUACACUCUAUCCAUAGAUACCCUUAAUAUGAUUUUCAGGGAACUGCUUGCUUUGAUUAAUAUGAUUAUAGCAUCCUCUGACUGCACAGAAGCAGCAGUAGCAGAUUCAUAUCCAAAGCUUCAUCUUUUUUUUUUUUUGUGAAUUCUAACUUUGGAGUAAUUGGAAAAGUCCGAACUAGCAACUUAUUUUUUAGAAAGAUAAGUGUAAAAUUAUUUAGAUGAGUCAAGAAUCAAGAUAAAUGGU
Messenger RNA from Arachis stenosperma, 1284 nucleotides. RefSeq lists its product as uncharacterized. NCBI's taxonomy places the organism in Eukaryota, Viridiplantae, Streptophyta, Magnoliopsida, Fabales, Fabaceae. The coding region runs from base 53 to 754 and encodes 233 amino acids. The transcript has 5 exons. The record is from RefSeq and is a predicted model, not a curated record.